AUGUGUACCUUCUCUAAAGUCCUCCUUGCCAUUACUGUCUUUUCGUGGACACCAAUCGUCACCGCAAUCCUUCCACUCACAGACCGUGUUCUGGGAGUGGUCCAACAACGCCCGCUGUGCCCCGCGCGGCCUGCUUCACCAGAAUUCCAACGAGCCGCCUCCACCGAAUUUAUCAGCGAGAUAUUCUUUGAACCAAACGGCGUCACCGAGUCCUUCGACAACUUCAUAAGUCCCGACUAUAUCCAACAUAGUCCUUUCCUUCUCAGCGGCUGCAACAAUACCCUUUCCGUACUCCUCAGCGCAUCCACGAAUGUGAAUAUCACGAUCUUACAGAUUAUGUUCGAUAGCCCCUAUGGUAUGGUGCAUUACAGGUUCCAAGCACCUAACUCGACGGCAAUCGCGUUUAUGGAUUUGUGGAGGUUCAAUGGAACGUGCAUCGAAGAACAUUGGGAUGUUACCGAGACUUUUCCGGAGAAUGCGACGAAUCCGAUUGCUCUGUUCUAA
Molecule: messenger RNA, 504 nt
Organism: Mollisia scopiformis
Lineage: Eukaryota; Fungi; Ascomycota; Leotiomycetes; Helotiales; Mollisiaceae
Exons: 1
Coding region: 1-504 (167 amino acids)
Source: RefSeq, a predicted model, not a curated record